Molecule: messenger RNA, 1347 nt
Organism: Hyaena hyaena (striped hyena)
Lineage: Eukaryota; Metazoa; Chordata; Mammalia; Carnivora; Hyaenidae
Gene: ACVR1C
Product: activin A receptor type 1C
Exons: 8
Coding region: 16-1347 (443 amino acids)
Biological process (GO): protein phosphorylation; cellular response to growth factor stimulus; nervous system development
Cellular component (GO): activin receptor complex; plasma membrane
Molecular function (GO): ATP binding; activin receptor activity, type I
Source: RefSeq, a predicted model, not a curated record
UGCUGGGCCUCGGUUAUGCUAACCAAUGGGAAAGAACAGGUGAUCAAGUCCUGUGUCUCUCUCCCAGAGCUGAAUGCUCAAGUCUUCUGUCAUAGUUCCAACAAUGUUACCAAAACUGAAUGCUGCUUCACAGAUUUUUGCAACAACAUAACACUGCACCUUCCAACAGCAUCUCCAGAUAUCCCAAAACUCGGACCCAUGGAGCUGACCGUUGUUAUUGCUGUGCCAGUCUGCCUUCUGUCCAUGGCAGCGGUGCUGACGAUAUGGGCAUGCCAAGGUCGCCAGUGCACAGACAGGAAGAAAAGGAGACAGAAUGUGGAGGAACCCCUCUCUGAGUGCAAUCUGGUAAAUGCUGGAAAAACCCUAAAAGAUCUGAUUUACGAUGUGACUGCCUCUGGCUCUGGCUCUGGUCUGCCUCUGUUGGUUCAAAGAACAAUCGCAAGGACGAUCGUACUUCAGGAGAUAGUGGGAAAAGGUAGAUUCGGUGAAGUCUGGCAUGGAAGAUGGUGUGGGGAAGAUGUGGCUGUAAAAAUAUUCUCCUCCAGAGAUGAAAGAUCUUGGUUUCGUGAGGCAGAAAUUUACCAAACGGUUAUGCUGAGACAUGAGAACAUACUUGGUUUCAUUGCUGCUGACAACAAAGAUAAUGGAACUUGGACUCAACUUUGGCUUGUCUCCGAAUACCACGAACUGGGCUCCUUAUAUGACUAUUUGAAUAGAAACAUAGUGACAGUGGCUGGCAUGAUCAAAUUGGCACUUUCCAUAGCUAGUGGUCUGGCCCACUUACAUAUGGAGAUUGUUGGUACGCAAGGUAAACCUGCAAUUGCUCAUCGAGAUAUAAAAUCGAAGAAUAUCUUAGUGAAAAAGUGUGAAACGUGUGCCAUAGCAGACUUAGGGUUGGCUGUGAAGCAUGAUUCGGUACUGAACACUAUUGACAUACCUCAGAAUCCUAAAGUGGGAACCAAAAGGUAUAUGGCUCCCGAAAUGCUGGAUGAUACGAUGAAUGUGAAUAUAUUCGAGUCCUUCAAACGAGCUGACAUCUAUUCUGUUGGUCUGGUUUAUUGGGAAAUAGCCCGAAGGUGUUCAGUUGGAGGAAUUGUUGAGGAGUACCAGUUGCCUUAUUAUGACAUGGUGCCUUCAGAUCCCUCAAUAGAGGAAAUGAGGAAGGUUGUUUGUGACCAGAAGUUUCGACCAAAUAUCCCCAACCAGUGGCAAAGCUGUGAAGCACUCCGAGUCAUGGGGAGAAUAAUGCGUGAGUGUUGGUAUGCCAAUGGGGCAGCCCGCCUGACCGCCCUUCGUAUUAAGAAGACUAUUUCUCAACUUUGUGUCAAAGAAGACUGCAAAGCCUAA